AUGACAGAUGUCGACCCCGUGUACUCAGAAUUCGCAUGUCAGGGGUGUUCGUACUUCGUUGAUAUCAAAAUCGCGGCGCUGCUAACAUCGUCUGCAUUCUUGCCGGAUGAACCGUCGAUUCAUGCUUCCUCUGCUGUGUCGUCCGGACGGCUGCCUUUGGAGCGGUGCCUGACUGAAGCGGAUCGCACGUUUUGGACUUCGUGCGGACUGCCCGCGCUCGCCGGCUGGAAGCUGUCAUCCAGACGGAAGAGUCAGCUGCAUGCAGAGGGCGCGCUGCAUAAAUCUGCCAUCCCGUUGCGGAUUGUUUUGCCUUCGCCGAGACAGCGGUCGUCGUCUCACGUCGCCGCCACCCCCGACGCCAGACACAAGGAUUUCGCAGUCCCGAGUGUGGCCUGUGAAGGCGCGGCUUCCAGUGGAACCGGGGACUUCGAAAAGCCGACGUCUUUUGAUACCGUCGUCUUGCUAGAAGCAGGUUCGGCGUCGCAUGGCGAGCGACCCGCGCUGCUCAGCAUGCCCCUAGAAACUGAAAAAACGCGCGACGCAGAGGACGCCAGCGCUGAAUGCGGUGCCACUUCGGGGGAGUUGGCAACCGACCGAAUUAGACAAGACUCCGCGACCAACGCGGGCCGAAAGAGUCUCCACGAGCUAAAAACCGAGUCGCUCCGGAAAGCCUUCGUGGCACGCCACGAACUGAAAAUUAGGCAGAAAGACCACCUUGUGGCGGUGUUGGCAGCUCGAGAAAUAUCUCGUAUUUUCGCCACAGAAAACAAACUGCUUCUUCUUCAAGCCCAGAAAAGGAGUCUCGUCCACUCAAAGCUCCCAGCCACCAAGGGGCUUGCGCACGUUGACGUGGCCGCACUCGGCGUGGGAAGAGAAAAGCGACAGAAACAGUUGGUGGCAUGGUACUACGCGGUUUUGGAUGCUGCCGCCGGCUGCGGAGACGACUUUCUAACAGCAAAUCCAGGUGGCGUGCGGGGUGCGUUGAUUAUCUCGCCAGAAGACGCGCGCGCUCGUGGCUUCGGAGCUCGAGCAGCGUUGCUGGAAGUGCUCCGCUGCCUCCGCGAGGAGGUUCAAGCAGGCCGUAGCUUGACUUACGAGACGCUGGCGCACAUGAUUUAUCUUCUUCCGCUUGACGCCUUCACUCCUACCCUGGCCCGAGUAAUUCUCAAGGCCGUCCAAGUCCUCAAGAAUCCUCUGCACCAGUUGUCCAACCUCCUUCGCGGUCUUCGCCAAGUGCACGGGGUCGUCCCGCCCGAGCUCGAGACAGAGGUCGUGAAGCUCCUGACCAGCGGAGUCUCAGCUUCUUCGGGUCCUAAAGCGGCAGCCAGGAAGCGCCCGACUCUGCCUCUGGAUCGCGUAUAG
Messenger RNA from Besnoitia besnoiti, 1362 nucleotides. RefSeq lists its product as uncharacterized. The transcript has 8 exons. The record is from RefSeq and is a predicted model, not a curated record. Bases 1 to 1362 code for a protein of 453 amino acids. NCBI's taxonomy places the organism in Eukaryota, Apicomplexa, Conoidasida, Eucoccidiorida, Sarcocystidae.